Molecule: messenger RNA, 2616 nt
Organism: Sciurus carolinensis (gray squirrel)
Lineage: Eukaryota; Metazoa; Chordata; Mammalia; Rodentia; Sciuridae
Gene: Mmut
Product: methylmalonyl-CoA mutase
Exons: 14
Coding region: 149-2401 (750 amino acids)
Cellular component (GO): mitochondrion
Molecular function (GO): cobalamin binding; metal ion binding; methylmalonyl-CoA mutase activity
Source: RefSeq, a predicted model, not a curated record
AGUUGCUGGGACUUGCGGCUGUGUUGACCUCUUGACAAGUAGUGGGGCGGGGGUGAGUGCGCGGGUCCAGCCGCCCUCUCCCACAGCGCGGUCCGCAGCAAGCCCGCCAGUCGGUUCUCAUUCCUGUUGAGUAUUUUCAUGCUUCAUCAUGUUGAGGGCAAAGAAUUGGCUUUCUUCACUUUCACCCCAUUAUCUGAAGCAGUUAAAAGAAUCAUCAUCCUCCACGCUCGUAUGGAUACGGUCUCUACAUCAGCAGAAACCCCUUCAUCCAGAAUGGGCUAUCCUGGCCAAAAAGCAGCUGAAAGGCAAAAACCCAGAAGACUUAAUAUGGCAUACCCCAGAAGGGAUCUCUAUAAAGCCUUUGUAUUCCAAGGAGGAUACUAAGGACUUACCUGAAGAACUUCCAGGAGUGAAGCCAUUCACACGUGGACCAUAUCCCACCAUGUAUACUUUCAGGCCCUGGACCAUCCGCCAGUAUGCAGGCUUUAGUACUGUAGAAGAGAGCAACAGAUUCUAUAAAGACAAUAUUAAGGCUGGUCAGCAGGGGUUAUCAGUUGCCUUUGAUCUAGCAACGCAUCGAGGUUAUGAUUCAGACAACCCUCGAGUUCGUGGUGAUGUUGGAAUGGCUGGAGUUGCUAUUGAUACUGUGGAAGAUACCAACAUUCUUUUUGAUGGAAUUCCUUUAGAAAAAAUGUCAGUUUCCAUGACCAUGAAUGGUGCUGUUAUUCCAAUUCUUGCAAAUUUUAUAGUAACUGGAGAAGAACAAGGUGUACCCAAAGAAAAACUUACUGGGACAAUUCAAAAUGAUAUACUAAAGGAGUUUAUGGUCAGAAAUACUUAUAUUUUCCCUCCAGAACCAUCCAUGAAAAUUAUUGCCGACAUCUUCCAAUAUACAGCUGAGCACAUGCCAAAAUUUAAUUCAAUUUCAAUAAGUGGAUACCAUAUGCAGGAAGCAGGAGCUGAUGCCAUUCUGGAACUGGCCUAUACUAUAGCUGAUGGAUUGGAGUACUGUAGAACUGGACUCCAAGCUGGCCUAACGAUUGAUGAAUUUGCACCCAGGUUGUCUUUCUUCUGGGGAAUUGGGAUGAACUUCUAUAUGGAAAUAGCAAAGAUGAGAGCGGGGAGAAGACUGUGGGCUCACUUAAUAGAGCGAAUGUUUCAGCCUAAAAACUCUAAAUCUCUUCUUCUAAGAGCUCAUUGUCAGACAUCAGGAUGGUCACUUACUGAACAGGAUCCCUAUAAUAACAUUAUCCGAACUGCAGUUGAAGCAAUGGCAGCUGUGUUUGGAGGGACUCAGUCUUUGCACACAAAUUCUUUUGAUGAAGCUUUGGGUUUGCCAACUGUAAAAAGUGCUCGAAUUGCCAGAAACACACAGAUCAUCAUUCAAGAAGAAUCUGGCAUUCCUAAAGUGGCUGAUCCUUGGGGGGGUUCGUAUAUGAUGGAAUCUCUCACAAAUGAUGUUUAUGAUGCUGCCUUGAAGCUCAUUAAUGAAAUUGAAGAAAUGGGUGGAAUGGCCAAAGCUGUAGCUGAGGGACUACCUAAACUACGAAUCGAAGAAUGUGCUGCCCGAAGACAAGCUAGAAUAGAUUCUGGUUCUGAAGUAAUUGUUGGAGUAAAUAAGUACCAGUUGGAAAAAGAAGACUCUGUAGAAGUUUUGGCAAUUGAUAAUACUUCAGUGCGUAAGACACAGAUUGAAAAACUUAAAAAGAUCAAAUCUAGCAGGGACCAAGCUUUAGCUGAACGGUGUCUUGCUGCACUAACCCAAUGUGCUGCCAGUGGAGACGGGAAUAUUUUGGCUCUUGCAGUGGAUGCAGCUCGUGCAAGAUGUACAGUUGGAGAAAUCACAGAUGCUAUGAAAAAGGUAUUUGGUGAACAUAAAGCUAAUGAUCGUAUGGUGAGUGGUGCAUAUCGCCAGGAAUUUGGAGAAAGUAAAGAGAUAACAUCGGCUAUUAAGAGAGUUCAUAAAUUCAUGGAACGGGAAGGUCGCAGACCUCGUCUUCUUGUGGCAAAAAUGGGACAAGAUGGUCAUGACAGAGGAGCAAAAGUUAUUGCUACAGGAUUUGCUGAUCUUGGUUUUGAUGUGGACAUAGGCCCUCUUUUUCAGACUCCCCGUGAAGUGGCCCAGCAGGCUGUAGAUGCAGAUGUACAUGCUGUGGGUGUGAGCACACUGGCUGCUGGUCAUAAAACCCUCGUUCCUGAGCUCAUCAAAGAACUUAAUGCCCUUGGACGGCCAGAUAUCCUUGUCAUGUGUGGAGGCGUGAUACCGCCACAGGAUUAUGAAUUUCUGUAUGAAGUUGGUGUUUCCAAUGUAUUUGGUCCUGGAACUCGAAUUCCAAAGGCUGCUGUUGAAGUACUUGAUGAUAUUGAGAAGUGUUUGGAAAAGAAGCAGCAAUCUGCAUAGUGACUUUAUUUUUGUUGUGGCAGGAGAUUGUAUGUUUGUGAACAUUCCCUUAAAUGAAAGUGCUUGUGCAGUUAUUGUGUUCUCAAGAAUGGAGGUGUAAGCUGUGAAUGUAGAUCUGUGAUAUAAAAAGAAAUUAGUUUUCCAGAUCCAGAAUGGUGCUACCUUGUAUAGAGUUGCUUAUUGAAGAUAAAUUACAAAAAUAAAAAUAGCUCAAA